GUGCCGGUCACGUGGGGGCGGCGCGGUGACGUACCCGGCCCGGCGCAGCAUGGCGGACUCGGCCUCGCAGGUGCUGCUGGGCUCCGGCCUCACCGCGCUCUCGCAGCCGCUCAUGUACGUCAAGGUGCUGGUGCAGGUGGGAUAUGAGCCGCUUCCGCCGACCCUGGGCAGGAAUUUGUUUGGGCGACAGGUUUACCAGCUGCCGGGGCUCUUUGCGUAUGCUAAGCACAUUAUGAAGAUAGAUGGAAGAGCCGGGCUCUUCAAAGGUUUGGCUCCCAGACUCUGCUCAGGCGCCAUCGGCACCAUCGUGCACAGUCAGGUGUUACAGCGGUACCAGGAAGCUGACCAGGAGGAGGAGCCUGGGUCCAGCCUCAAGGAGCCCCUGUCCUCGCUAGAGCAGGUCAUCAAGGAGACCUCCCGAGAGAUGGUUGCUCGUUCUGCCGCGACACUCGUCACCCAUCCCUUCCACGUGAUCACGCUGAGAUGCAUGGUGCAGUUCAUUGGCAGGGAAACCAAGUACAGUGGCAUCUUCAGCCCCUUCGUCACCAUCUACCGGGAAGAGGGCAUCCUGGGCUUCUUUGCGGGGCUCGUUCCCCGGCUGCUGGGUGACGUGCUGUCGCUGUGGCUCUGUAACAUGCUGGCCUACCUCAUCAAUACCUAUGCACUGGAGAACGGGGUCUCCGCCAUCAGCGAGAUGAAGAGCUACUCACAGGCUGUCACUGGAUUCUUCGCCAGUAUGCUGACAUACCCCUUUGUGCUUGUUUCCAACCUGAUGGCCAUCAACAACUGUGGGCUGGCUGGUGGCCUCCCCCCAUAUGCACCCAACUACUCCUCCUGGUUAGACUGUUGGAGCCAGCUGCUUAAGGAGGGGAACAUGAGCCGAGGCAACAGCCUGUUUUUCCGGAAGGUGCCUGCGGGGAAGCUGUACGUGUGGGAGGAGAAGCGGUUCUGCUGAGGCCGGAGCUGGGCGAGGGGCCCAGGGCCGGGCCAGAGGCUGGCCCAGACGCACUGAAUGAUGGGAGAGUGGUGAUUUCUAUACAGUUUUUUAAAUAAUGAUUCAAUCUUGGGAAAC
Gopherus evgoodei (Goodes thornscrub tortoise) is the source of this 1072-nucleotide messenger RNA. RefSeq names its product mitochondrial carrier 2 (gene MTCH2). Lineage: Eukaryota; Metazoa; Chordata; Testudines; Testudinidae. Gene Ontology annotation, biological process: positive regulation of apoptotic process. Gene Ontology annotation, cellular component: mitochondrion; membrane. The transcript is spliced from 13 exons. The coding region runs from base 50 to 955 and encodes 301 amino acids. The record is from RefSeq and is a predicted model, not a curated record.